This is a messenger RNA of Suillus discolor, 604 nucleotides long. RefSeq lists its product as uncharacterized. The transcript has 4 exons. The record is from RefSeq and is a predicted model, not a curated record. NCBI's taxonomy places the organism in Eukaryota, Fungi, Basidiomycota, Agaricomycetes, Boletales, Suillaceae. Bases 249 to 593 code for a protein of 114 amino acids.
ACAAUAGAACAUACUGGAUCGCUAUACGUGCUCCCAAUGCAUCAGAGGGAAUGAAGACUCUGAUCCCGUGCAACACCAACCAGACCCACAUGGCUGCCACUUGAUCGCGUUGGACCUAGAUGAACUGUCUAAUACGGCACGCCUUCCGAAGCUCCAGCAGGACUCAAAGGCGAGGCUCUUGAGAGGCUCUGUAAUCCCCCUUCCUACCCAGUACUGUUGAUGAUCCUGGUAUUGACUUCGCAUUCUCAAUGUUCCUCGCACUCGAACACUCUUCAGAAGCAGCCUAUGAAGACAUACGCACUGCUGGCAGCUCAUCGAUGCUUUCCGUUGUUGUUGACCAUAUGUGCAUUAACACAUGCGUUGCGUUCGUUGGACCAUACGCAGAUCGCGAGACUUGUCCGGAGCGCAGAACACUCCGAUAUGAUCAGGUCAAACUCCAGAGUAGUCGAGGCAAAGUGAAAGUUCUACAGGCUGUGUUCCACACGAUCCCAAUUGGACCACACAUGCAGGCCCUUUGGCGUAAUCUUGACAGUGCUCGCCAGAUGCAGUACCGCAGACAGCGUACCCAACAAAUUGCCGUAGAACUUAUAUGAAAUGAUGCCAA